Thermothielavioides terrestris NRRL 8126 is the source of this 901-nucleotide messenger RNA. RefSeq lists its product as uncharacterized. The record is from RefSeq and is a predicted model, not a curated record. Bases 165 to 653 code for a protein of 162 amino acids. NCBI's taxonomy places the organism in Eukaryota, Fungi, Ascomycota, Sordariomycetes, Sordariales, Chaetomiaceae. The transcript is spliced from 3 exons.
GCCGGGGUUGCCUCCCGGCUUUCAUGAAUUACCAGGUACCUCCCUAUUUAACAAGCAGGGGCCCAUCCGCCGAACCUCCACCUCACCUGUCCGUUCUUGCGCCCUGGGAAACCGACUCGCAUCCCAUCAAUUGUGCUCUGCUGUGGACAUCUGCCACCGCCAUCAUGAAGGCUCCUGCUGUUCUCGCUGCGCUGAGCCUGGCCGGCGCUGCCGUUGCCCAGCUCGAUCAGCUCCCGUCUUGCGCCAAAAGCUGUGCCGACAAGUUCCUGCAGGGCGGCAUCGGCAACUGCGGCACUGACCCCAAGUGCAUCUGCUCAGACAAGAGCUUCCUCGGCAGCAUCGCGUGCUGCCUGGCCGGCGUGUGCGACCCGCCCUCGCAGAGCUCGGCCGUAUCCGUCGCCAUUAGCCUCUGCAGCGCCUUCCAGGUGACCGACCUGCCGACCGCGGUCUCGUGCUCCACCACCGCGCCGGCCUCGACGACCACCGGGGCCCCCGCCACCACGACCACCGGCUCCUCCACCCCCACUGCCACCGGCAGCGUCAGCCCUGCCACCAACGCGCCCUCGACCAGCACCAACUUCGGUCCGCGGGCCACGGCGGCGGCCGGCCUUGGCGCCCUCGGCGGCUUCGUCGCCGCCGUUGCGAUGCUCUAAGCGCGUCGGCAGACGGGGAGUUGCUGCGAGGUGGACCGUUGCGCGGAAUUGGCCCGGCAUUCACCCGGCAUUGACCUGGCGGCGGUCUGACAAAGUUAGGGGACGGUCUCCCAGUUUGGGCUUGGCUGAGCUGCCUUGGUGGGGCGCAGCUGUAAUAUAUGAUUCUUGCGCGGACAUGUCUUAAUGCAGGAUAUCGAUGCAUGUCGGGGAUGACUGAUGGACGUAUGUUGUCGACUAUGGGCUUGACG